Ochotona princeps (American pika) is the source of this 1652-nucleotide messenger RNA. Its product is annotated as piwi-like protein 3. Gene Ontology annotation, molecular function: piRNA binding; protein binding. Gene Ontology annotation, biological process: regulatory ncRNA-mediated gene silencing. NCBI's taxonomy places the organism in Eukaryota, Metazoa, Chordata, Mammalia, Lagomorpha, Ochotonidae. Bases 43 to 1611 code for a protein of 522 amino acids. The transcript is spliced from 13 exons. Gene Ontology annotation, cellular component: P granule. The record is from RefSeq and is a predicted model, not a curated record.
AUAAAUGAAAUUAGUUGGGACGAAAAUCCCAGACAUAAGUUUAUGAAAUCAGAUGGCAGUUUCAUCAGCUUUGCUGAGCACUGCAAAGAGCGUUAUAAACAAGCUAUCACGGACUUCGAACAGCCAAUGCUGGUGAGCUUUGGAAAAUGGAAAAAGGGGAAAGAGAAAACACAAUGUGAACGUAUAAAGCUCAUCCCUCAGCUGUGCACCCUCACAGGUAUAGCCGAACGGGUGCGCAGAAACCACCUUGUGAUGCAGAACCUCUCCGCAUACACACGUUUGAGUCCACAGACUAGGUGGAAUAAAGUAAGAAACUUCAUUUCUGAUCUAAGCAGAUAUCGGUGUGUGCAAGAGGAGUUUAAAACGUGGGAUAUGGAAUUUGAUUACAAUUUAUUGAAAGUCCCGGCAAGAAUUCUGGAGGAUACCAAAAUCUUCCGAGGCAAAGCAUGGUGUGAAGCUAAAAGAAAACAUGCAGAAUGGUCGAAAAGCGUAACAUUACUUAGUGCGAAAAAAAUGAAGAAAUGGGCAAUAGUGUAUGCUGCAAGCUGUGAAUCUCUAGCCAAUUAUUUAUCUGCUAGACUAAUUAAUGUUGCAUCUCAAAUGGGUAUGACAGUAGAAAUACCACAAAUGGAAAACCUAAAUGAAAGGGACACCUAUCAGAGCAAGGUAAAAUCACUUGGCAAGACGGCACAAAUAGUGCUUUGCCUCCUUCCCAAUGAGGAGAAAGCUAGAUAUGAUAGCAUUAAAAAAUUACUGUGUGAGGAAAUACCAAUUUUAAGCCAAUGUGUGGUGGCACGGACCGUGGAUAAAGCUCAGACUACACCACCUAUUAUUUCAAAGAUUGUACAGCAGAUGAACUGCAAGCUGGGAGGAGCUCUUUGGAAGGUCGAUAUAGACCUAAAGAAAACAAUGUUCAUUGGAAUCGAUUGUUUCCAUGAUGUUGCACAUAAAGAUCAAUCAGUUGCAGGGUUUGUGGCAAGCAGCAAUGAAGAAUUAACACAGUGGUACUCUCAUACUAUCGAACAGUCUACAGCACAGGAGGUUGUGUUUGCGCUGGAAGGCUGCUUGCAAGAGGCUAUUGAACAGUGGAAGAAAAACGUCUCAUCAGAACCCAAGAACAUCAUUGUGUAUCGGGAUGGAGUGGGAGACGGCCAGCUUAAAAAUUUGCAGACCACAGAAAUACUAAAGCUGGAGAACUACUUAGAUGCGAAAUUCCCUUUCAAAAUUGGUCUCACUUUCAUCGUGGUGAAGAAACGAAUAAACACCCGAUUUUUUGCCCAGUCCAGAGAAUAUGUGAAUCCGACUCCUGGCACAGUUAUCGAUACAGAGUUGACCAGGCUGCAAUGGUAUGACUUUUACAUUGUGAGUCAGUCAGUGAGGGAAGGCACCGUCACCCCCACCCACUAUAAUGUCAUCCAUGACACAGUUCGCUUGCAACCAGACGUAGUGCAGCGGUUAACAUACCAGCUGUGCCACAUGUAUUACAAUGUGACUGACAUGAUUCGCGUUCCUGCUCCUUGCCACUAUGCCCACAAACUGGCUUACCUUGUGGGUAGGAGCCUUAAGAAGGAGCCAAGUAAGAAACUGUCCGAGUGUCUGUACUACCUUUGACCUCCAGGACUUUAAAGACGACUCCGUGUGGCUUUGGAAAC